This is a messenger RNA of Funneliformis caledonium, 197 nucleotides long. The record is from the annotation of a GenBank genome assembly. NCBI's taxonomy places the organism in Eukaryota, Fungi, Glomeromycota, Glomeromycetes, Glomerales, Glomeraceae.
UUGCUCUUGAUGCUAUUGUUGAUGUUAAAUGCUUACCAACUGGAUUUAAUACAACACAUCCGCCUUCACUAAAUAAUUGUGACUUAUGCAAUAAAUCACUUAUUGCAAAUAAUCAUAUGUAUGAUGGUGAAGUAUUAAUUUGUGAUCAUGGUUAUCAUUGGGGUUGCUUUGCAUAUUUAGAAUAUAAGUGUAGUUAG